Molecule: messenger RNA, 903 nt
Organism: Miscanthus lutarioriparius
Lineage: Eukaryota; Viridiplantae; Streptophyta; Magnoliopsida; Poales; Poaceae
Source: the annotation of a GenBank genome assembly
AUGAGCAGUGGGCAGUCGUCGCCGAUGGAGUCAAGCGGUGGAGCAUGUCCACAUGGCGACGACGCCCCGGGGGCGAGCUCCUCCAAGAAGCUGUGGCACGGGAUGCAAGCCGUCUACCUCGUCCUCAUCAAGAAGCACCAGCCGAAGCUCGCCGCGCUCGGCAUCCACCUGCACAGCCUCCUCUCCAGCAGCAAGCGCCACGGCCACCGCCGCCGCAGCAGCCUCGCCGCGCGGGAGCGCGAGGAAAACCCGGCGCUGAUGUACCUGUCGUGCCGGUCCAUGGACCCCGCCGCCGCGGUGGUGCACCCGUACCCGCGCGGCCACGGCCACCGCCGCGCGUCGUCGUCGUCGUCGAGGCACGCGGCCCCAUCGCUGUCGUGCCGGUCCAUGGACCCCGCCGCCGCCGUGUGCAAGUACCAGUACCGUCCCCGCGAGGUGGAGUUCAGCUGCAAGAGCACGCCAAUGCACAAACGCCGGCGCGAGAAUAAGCACCGCCUGCGCCUGCAGAGCCGCGCCGCCGCCGCCGACCAGGGACACGACCACGACCACCCGUCGUCGGAGCCGGAGCACUACUACGGCUCGGCCGCGGCGGUGACGAGGCUGUUCGCGCUCAUGGACGUCGAGGAGGUGGCCGAGGGCGAGGCGGCGGACGUCGUCGGCUACUACGAUGACGGCGAUCUGGACCUGGACCUGGGCGCCGCGGCGGCGUGGCCGGCGCUGGCGGCGGUCGGGUCGGCGCCGCGUCAGGUGCGGAUCACGGACUCGCCGUACCUGGCGAGGGAGGAGGACAACGAGGAACUGAGGAGCGCGGUGGACAUGCGCGCCGACGAGUUCAUCAUGUGGUUCCACGAGCAGCUGCGCACGCAGCAGCAGCAGCGCAGCACGCGCAACUGGGUCAGAUAA